Molecule: messenger RNA, 2644 nt
Organism: Diaporthe batatas
Lineage: Eukaryota; Fungi; Ascomycota; Sordariomycetes; Diaporthales; Diaporthaceae
Product: ubiquitin-binding ESCRT-I subunit protein STP22
Exons: 4
Coding region: 119-1744 (541 amino acids)
Biological process (GO): protein transport; protein modification process; endosome to lysosome transport
Cellular component (GO): ESCRT I complex
Molecular function (GO): ubiquitin binding
Source: RefSeq, a predicted model, not a curated record
GGAUGAUGCGCCGUCCAAGGUACCAACCAGGCCGCCAGGACGAGACACCUCUGACUACCACAACCACCUGCCAUGAAGCUGCUUGGCGACAGCUGCUGACGAUCCCGCGCAAUCGACAAUGGUUGUCCAGCGCCAUGUCCUCAACUGGCUGUACAGCGUCCUGACAAGUGAAUACCACGAUGUCAACCGCACAUACAACGACGUAGCACAGGCCCUGUCGCAGUAUCCCUCGCUGCUGCCGAGGACAGACGUGCACACGUUUCCCAACGGCACCUCUGCCCUCCUCCUCCACAUCUCCGGUACAAUACCCGUCAACUUUCGCGGCACCACAUACCGUUUCCCCAUAUCGAUAUGGGUUCCUCACGCAUACCCGCGAGAGCCACCUCUCGUAUACGUUACACCGACCGAGACAAUGGUCGUGAGGCCAGGCCAGCACGUCGACCCUCAAGGCCAAGUCUACCAUCCCUACCUCGUCGGCUGGGCUGACUUCUGGGAUAAAUCGAACCUGUUUGACUUCCUCGGCGUAUUACGAGAUAUCUUCGCAAAGGAGCCACCCGUUGUCGCAAGAGGCCAGGCGCAACAACGACCACCCUCCGUCCAACCACAAGCCACGCCGACCCCUCCUCCCGUCCCUCCUCUGCCACAGGAGCUGGCUGCUCGACCGCCGAGCUCCAUACAGUCGCCUCCGAUAGCGAACGGGGGGCCCCAACCACCACCUCCACCUCCCAAACCAGGCCAGCAAGCUUCGAGAGCAGAUGGUCCUCCUCUCCCUCCACUACCGCCGGGUGUGGAGCACCAUUCGAGCCGAUACGGUUCUCCCGCAUUGCAGCAGUCGCCAUCCGCGCAGCCGCCCCAGAACAACCGCAUGUCCAGAUAUGACAGCGCGCCUCCACUGCCCCCGGCUCCUCAACAGCAGCAGGGGCCACCCCAAGGCUUCGGCUUUCCUCACGCGGCUCCUCAUCUACCCCCUUACCAGGGACAACCGCUGCAGGCUCAGUAUCAAGGCGGCGCACCGCCCGUGCCAGUUUCUCCCGCCGAUACGCGUCGAAUGUCAAGCCUGCCUCCGCAAAAUCAUCAACACUACGCUAGUCCUCCACCAUUACAGCAGCCAUGGCAACAAGGACCGCCGCAGGCUAUACCUCCUCCGCCUCAGCAGAAGCCUCCGCCGCCACCAGAUCUGAUGGACGAUCUGACCCUAGACAUUCCUUCGCCCUCUUCCGUGCCAGCACCACCAAUCCCACCUAACCCGGAGAAAGAUGCUCUCCUCCAGCAGCUCGCAGGCACUCUGCAUCAGAUGAGGAACAGGACUCGGGAGCAGAAUGACUCGAGUAUGCAAGGCCUCCAGGCGCAACGGACAGCCAUGCUAAAUGCCAUGAGCACGAUGCAGUCCGAGAUCGGUGCCCUGGCGCAGCUCUCCAAUUUGUUACAAAACAACACAAACAUCCUGCGAGACACCAUACGCCGCGCGGAUGAGACGAUCGAGAGCAGCAAGGCCCUUCCUGAGCCGGACAUCGACCAGCUGCUUGUCGCACCAACAGUCGUCGGCAACCAGCUGUAUGAACUGGUAGCUGAAGAGCGCGCCCUGGCCGAUGCCAUAUUUGUGCUUGGCCGGGCGGUCGAGCGAGGUCGGGUCGCCCCAGCUGUGUUCGCUAAGACGACAAGGAGCUUGGCCAGGGAGUGGUAUUUGAAGAAGGCACUCGUCAAGAAGAUCGGACUCGGGAUGGGGCUUCACCCGGCUGUUUAGCGGGCAGCGGGUGAUACCCUGGCCGGCGUCGAUGGCACUUGUGACGAGCUUGUGGGGAUCACGGAGAGGCAUUGGCCUGACACAGGAGGGGAGGCAACUGCGCCAUCGGACGGGCUGGGGAUCCUCGACAUUAGCGGGGCGGCCGAUUUCCACAGGCGACGGAAGCUGGAGGAGCGCGGCGCUUCGAACGGGGGGCUGCAUAGGGAGCGGCUGAGGGCUGCGUCGCUAUCUGUGCCGAUAUCUCGCCGCAUAGGCACGCGACGUAUCAGGCUGCAUUCUUCGGGCAGCGAAGACUAGCUGAGGGAUGUAAGUGCAUGGAUAUUAGAAGCGAAUGAUUCAGUCCAUUUUGGCAUUUGCAUCCCGAGGUCCUCGUGGAAGUGUCUAUGUACGUGCUGCGCGUGCCGUGUCUGAGGCAAAAUGAAGAGACACGGUGACAUUUUCCGUAGUCUAUCCUUAUGAUGGAGGGAGGCUAUUGGUAGGUCUUACGACACGGACACCUCCCAGAGGGCACCGGCGAGCUCUUUCCUACCACCGGGUUUCUGGGUCGGCAUGGUGGAGCCUCUCUGUGCCCUUGAUGGGACAGUAGCCACAGCUGGUACAAGGACUUCGACCUCGAGGUGGUCAAGAAGGUGGACGCGCCGCGGUACUCGACCGCGGUACGCGGGCCAAUCGAUAUCUUAAUGGAGAGUUUAGACUCGUGGCCUUACUCUGUAGUUCGAGCCCGGGGGUACCGUCGUACUUCCGAUGCGUGGACAUCAAAAGGCCUCAAUAGUUCUGGCCUCCGUGGAAGCCGGUCCGUCAUUUUUCGCCGCCUCUCCUGGCCUCUGAAGAACCAGGUCAUGGACGGUUCUUCUUUUUCACCUGUCUUGGAUGACUGCUAGAUGAGCUGCUGAGUUUAUG